Scophthalmus maximus (turbot) is the source of this 4583-nucleotide messenger RNA. RefSeq names its product enhancer of polycomb homolog 1. Gene Ontology annotation, cellular component: piccolo histone acetyltransferase complex. Gene Ontology annotation, biological process: regulation of transcription by RNA polymerase II. Lineage: Eukaryota; Metazoa; Chordata; Actinopteri; Pleuronectiformes; Scophthalmidae. The coding region runs from base 564 to 2864 and encodes 766 amino acids. The record is from RefSeq and is a predicted model, not a curated record. The transcript has 15 exons.
CCCGGCUCGUCCAAUCCGGUGCCGCGUUUCAACACAAGCAAAGUUGUUAACCCCCAACAGAAGCACUUUGGUUUCCGCCUCUCUCUCUCUCCGUAGUUUCCAGCCUGUCGCCGCUGCCGCUUCUUCUUCUUCUUCUUCUUCUUACUUCACCCGACAGGAAAAUAAAACACCCACUUCCACCGUGACACCGGGAUACUCGUCCUCCUCCAGCAGCCGGGGACACCGGGAACCACCGGGCGCGGUGGUCUGUUAUGAAACCGACCAGGAGAAGUAGCCGCGGCUAACGCUGCUGUAAGCUAGCUGCGUCGUGCUGCUGCUCCCUGACGGAUUCUUUUUAUUUCUUUAUUUUUUAACUUCUGACUUCUGCACAAAUGUUCCCCAUCUUGUCUCCCAAUCUCCGAACGAUCGACUCGGUCCUCAUAAUGGAGUCAGUGGAUUUAAGGCAGAUAAGAAAUCCCCACUUCACCUGGUUGGAUCCUGGCUGAACCCAAUGUCAUCAACAGGAACACCACCUCCAGCGGGCCAUCUCGGCACAGCAGGUCUAUGGCGAGAAGCGGGACAACAUGGUCAUCCCGGUCCCCGAGGCGGAGAGCAACAUCACCUACUACGACUCCCUCUACCCCGGGGACUACAAGAUGCCAAAGCAGCUUAUUCACAUACAGCCUUUCAGCCUGGACACAGAGCAGCCCGACUACGACCUGGAUGCCGACGACGAGGCCUUCGUCAUCAAGCUGAAAAAGAAGAUGGAGAUCGGCUUCCUGCAGUUUGAGGAGAUGAUCGACAGGCUAGAGAAAGGCAGCGGACAGCAGCCGGUGAGUCUUCCCGAGGCCAAACUGCUGCUGAAGGAGGACGACGAGCUCAUCAAGGAGGUCUUCGACUACUGGAGCCGGAAGAGGAAAAACAGCAAGGCCAACUCGCUCAUCCCCACCGUCAAGCAGGAGAGGCGGGACGGCUCCAGCACCAGUGACCCGUACGUGGCCUUCCGGCGGCGCACGGAGAAGAUGCAAACCAGGAAGAACCGCAAGAACGACGAGGCGUCCUAUGAGAAGAUGCUGAAGCUUCGGCGGGAUCUCAGUCGAGCCGUCACCAUCCUGGAAAUGAUCAAGAGGCGGGAGAAGAGCAAGCGGGAGCUGCUGCACCUCACGCUGGAGAUCUUCGAGAAGAGAAACGUCAUGUCGGACUACGGCGGCGAGGUGAUGGCAGAGGUUCUGGCCGAACGGGCUCUGGUGAGGCCUCAGAUCAUUCCCCUGGUUCCGCUCACCAACCAGUACCGACACCAGGACCACAUGGACCUCAAGGAAUACAAGUCCAAGCCCGAGAAGAUGGAAGUCCCGCGGCAGAAGAGGAAGUACGAGAAGAAGCAAAAGGCUUUGCCUCUGUCGUCGGGUGCCCCCCACCACCCUGGUCCUGUCGUCUUCAACGCCAAGGACCUCAACCAGUACGACUUCCCCAGCUCAGACGACGAGCCCUUCUCCCAGCUGCACUCAGGCUCAUCGGAGGCGGAGGAGGAGAACGACCCAGACGGGGCCUACGCCUUUCGCAGGAAGGCAGGCUGCCAGUACUAUGCCGCUCGUCAGGACCGUGUGGGGAGUUGGCCGUGGUGUGACCCCUUGCAGGGCGGUUUGGCAGAAGCUCGCUUUCGCUACAGUCUCACUACGCUCACCGUACCGCGGCGCUGCCUGGGCAUGGCUCGCCGGCGGCUGGGGCGAGGCGGCAGGGUUUUGCUGGACAGGGCUCACACGGACUAUGACAACAUUUUCCACGGCCUGGAUCCAGAAAUGCUCGACCUGCCUCUUCCCUCAUCUCCUCCUCCUCCCCCCACAGCGACGUCACGCUCGCCGGCCGCCGACAAGUUUGCCAGUACCUCAGAAACAAAUACCUCGGACAGAAGUUCCUCCUCCUUCUUCAACUCCUCUCUUUCCUCGUCCUCGCCCUCUUCCACGGACCUCAGUCAGAUACUGUUGAAUAUAAAGUCGUGCCGAUGGAGGCACUUUAGACCACGGACACUACCACUACAUGAGCUGGAUAACGCCCACCCGCUAUUCAGGAGGCUGAGUCGAGGCCUGAAGCGCCCGGUCUUCGCCUCCGCGGCCGGGGGACAGCCCUCUCAGCGUCUGGCGAGGGUCGUCCCUGCUCCCGCACCCGUUGCUGCUUUCACAGCCGAACAGUACCAGCAGCAUCAGGAGCAGCUGGGCCUGAUGCAGAAGCAGCAGCUGGAGCAGAUCCAGCUGCAACAGCGAGCCAACAGCACCGCCACUGCCAACAGCACACGGGGCUUAGCGAACACGUUGGACCAGGCCAGCGCUCAGUUCGCCGCCUCUGCCCUCGUCACAGCCGACCAACUGCUGGCUCUGAAAACCAAGGAGGAGCUGGCCCUGGGAGGCGGAGUCAAUGGCGUCCUCUCCCCCUCAGGUGUCUAUAAGGGCUUGCACCUCUCAAGCACAGUGUCCCCAUCCCCCGCCGCCCCGGCUCCUCCCACCACCAACACCCCGACACCGGCCUCGCUCCACCCCUGCACCACCACCACCACCACCAGUAACAACAACGGCACCGCCCACCCCGCCAACACCGCCAUCACCGCCACUAACACCGCCACCACCACCACUCAGGUCCUGCCUGGAAACAACAACAGCCUCCGUCUGGGUGUUCCCACCGGCAAGCGUGUCCACGCAGCGCGGACACUGAGCACCACCAUGUCGACAUCCGCCUUAAAGUUCACCCAUGCAGCCGCCAACUGUCAGAAACCCAAGGUCACUACGGCCUCGGCUUCGCCGCUGGAUAUAGUGCCCAGGGAAAAUCACGAACAAGACAAACCAGCACUGAACAGUCUGUCAGAGAACACACUGGCCAUGGAGGUGACGUAGCCUCGCGUACACAGCACCGGGGAAACGUGACUCCGCCCCCUCUUCCUCCACCUCCAUGGGGUUUUCUUUUUCUUUUCUUUUCUUUUUUUUGGUGCUAUGCAUCAUUUGUCAGUCAUGAAUGCAAGUGGUGGCAGAAUGAGCAAAGGCUGGGUUUCCAUGGCAACUGUUUUGGGACUUAAUUGCAAUGCUCAUGUCGUACAAAAAUAAUUUUUUCUCCUCCUCCCUCCAAAUUCCCCUUAUUUGUUACUGUUAAUAAGAGAUCGUCUGUAAAUUCUUAAUAUGGCAAUUAUAUGUACAGUACUGCAUAUUUGUAAUACCCACCCCACCCCUUCUUGUAUAUAACAUUACUUGAAUACAGAAUUGUUCAUUUGUGAUGUUUUGCACUCGAGAUAUUGAAAAAAAAAAAAGAGAAAAAUUAAAAAGAGAAAACGACAAACUAAAGUAUGAGGUGUGAAAGUUGUACCACAGAAAAAUAUGUAUGUCUUCACAUGCAUGGUGCGGAAACCUGCUGUCUGAUCUAUUUAUUGUGCCGUGUUUACAAAAGGGUUUUUCUUUUUUUUUCCAAACCUUUAUUUUUUUAAUACACUGUACCCCCCCCCCCCCCCCAAUCCCCAUCCCCAACGGUUCCCUGUGGUUAAGUCCGUGUUAAAACUGAUUUAAACAACUGUCUUUUUAUUUUAUUUUCCGGAUGUUUGUGAACAUGGUUCACGACGUUUCCCACACGCCACCACGUCGAACUCCGUGGAGUCGUUAGACGGGAGACGUCGGGCGUGAAUCCGUUAUGUUGUCGGCAUCGGUUCGUCAGUGGGUUCGUCACGUUUCCUCGAAGCUCUUCCAUAACGUAUAUUAUUAUUCCUUAGACGAGUAACAAAACAAUGGGGAUGGAGACUCUUUUUCCCAGAAGACUUUUGCUGCUUCUGACUCAUCUAAGCACUAAAUAAUUUUUUGAAAAAAUGAUUUAUUUUUUUCUUAUGCUGCUUUUGUAUUGAUUUUGCCCUCUGGGCCUCGUUUUCUUUGUGUUUUUCUCUAAAAGAUAAACCCCUCCCACCACCACCUCCCGUACCAUUAAAAAAAAUAUAUAUAUAUAUAUAUAUAUAUAUUUUUGUAUCGCCCACUAAUUUUUUUUUUUUUAUUUUUUUUUACAUUUUAAUUUUCCUCACAAAAACACUUCAUUUUUUUGUUACUUGUUACUAAAAAAAACAAAAACUAUAAGGGACUAAAAAAAAAAAUGCAGUAACUGACAUUUAUUAUCAUUCCAGCUUCUACAUAAUAAGGAAGACAACAUGUAUUAUUUGAUAAGAAGAAAAAAAAAAAAAAGAAUGAUCGUUUUCUCUACUUUUAAUAACUCCAGACGGCUGACGAAGCCAUGGACUACAAGUUAUCGGGUGCCUUCAUUUGGGGGGAAAAAGAAAAAACCUUAUUAAUGAAAUGAAAAAAAAAAACUCAAAAAAAUGAACCAAACUUUAAUGGCUCUCUUCUGUGAAGAGUUUGGUACUGAAGGCUACUUGGCUACUACUUUUCUUUGUCUGUACCACAACCCCAAUGCCCAUUCCAGUGGCCCGGCUGAUUCAUGAGUCGUUUUUAUUUUAUAUAUACAUAUAUAUAUAUGUAUAUAUAUAUAUUUAGUCUCUUCCACCAAACAGACACUCACACUCUCAUGGGAAAGACUAAGAAUCCUCUUGAAUUGUCACAAAAUUAAAUAAAAAUCCAGGGCAUUAA